AUGGAUCUGGUUAAGACUGUUGAGUGGGGUAGAAAAGAGAAUGUUAAUCUCUUGCGUGCCAUUGUUUUGAGCAAUGUUCCUUUAUGCACUAGUGAUGACACUAUUGGGAAAGUGUUAAAUACCGUCAAAGUUUUUGGUCGCACAAAAAUAUGUAGCCGUCGUGGUGAUGUAACUGGUAGAUUGUUGUUCAUUCUAGUGGAGGCCAGUGCUGAUUUAGAACCAGAUGUGAUACCUCCCAAGAUAGGCAUAGAAAAUGAGGUUGGGCCCUGGAGCGUCCACUUAGUGCGCAGUCUAGUAGCUCAAAAUCCGGCCCCUGAAGGUGAUCCCUUUCAGCUCAAACUGCAGGCAUUGUUGCAGCAGGAGGGUAAGUCUAUGGAUGAAGUGCGGGCAUUGAUCAUGGGAAAACAGUCUCCCACAUCUGAUCUCAGUGUGGACCUUGUUGAUGCUAUAGAAAAAUUAGUAGAUCGGUGCAACCAAGUUCCCAAUGAUAGUCCCGGCUAUAGAAAACUAAGAUUGUUUUCUGGGCUGAAACCUGUCCCUCCAGGUGAAGAGGAGUAUGAAAUCUGGAUGGAACAGGCUGCACAAAUGAUAAGUGAAUGGCAGUGCCCUGAAGCUGCAAAGAAACAACGUGUCGUAGAAAGUUUACGAGGCCCUGCGGCUGAUAUGGUCAGGUUUCUAAAAGUGCGUAAUCCAUCUGCGACUGCAGAUGAGUACUUAGCUGCCCUUGAGACCGCAUAUGGAACUACGGAGAGUGGAUUUGACCUUAUGGCUACGUUUCGUCACACUUACCAGGAAAGUGGAGAGAAACUUUCAGUUUUCCUGUAUCGCCUAGACAAACUUCUCCACAAAGCAUUGUUAAAGGGUGGGAUUGAUGCAGUCGGCAUCAAUAGAGCUAGAAUGGAACAGCUAAUUAAGGGUGCACUUACCAAUGAUAUGGUUGCGUUGCAAUUAGAAUGA
Messenger RNA from Polypterus senegalus (gray bichir), 957 nucleotides. RefSeq names its product paraneoplastic antigen Ma1 homolog. The record is from RefSeq and is a predicted model, not a curated record. NCBI's taxonomy places the organism in Eukaryota, Metazoa, Chordata, Cladistia, Polypteriformes, Polypteridae. Bases 1 to 957 code for a protein of 318 amino acids. The transcript has a single exon.